Molecule: messenger RNA, 1422 nt
Organism: Synchytrium microbalum
Lineage: Eukaryota; Fungi; Chytridiomycota; Chytridiomycetes; Synchytriales; Synchytriaceae
Exons: 7
Coding region: 1-1422 (473 amino acids)
Biological process (GO): ubiquinone biosynthetic process
Cellular component (GO): mitochondrion
Molecular function (GO): 2-octaprenyl-6-methoxyphenol hydroxylase activity; FAD binding; oxidoreductase activity, acting on paired donors, with incorporation or reduction of molecular oxygen, NAD(P)H as one donor, and incorporation of one atom of oxygen
Source: RefSeq, a predicted model, not a curated record
AUGAUUGUGAUUCGACGGCCUUCACGAAUAUUUGGUAGUCGUAAGGCUGCACCAGGAGCUCUCCCAUGUGCCUCGCAGCUCCUUUAUCGCAGAUAUUACGAGACUGACAUGAACAGCGAUGUGGUUGUUGUCGGUGGGGGAACCGUUGGUUCUGCUCUCGCCUGUGCAUUGGGUCGCAUUCUUCCAACAUCAUAUUGUGUGUCAUUGAUUGACGAAAGCCCUACACUUGAGCCUUUGGAAUCCAUCAAACCAUUCUCGAAUCGACUGUUUUCCAUCACUCCUGCUUCUGCUCGCUUCUUACAAGCAAUCGGUGCUUGGUCGCAUUUGGAAAAAUCCCGUAUCAAACAAUACACGUCCAUGCAAGUUUGGGACGCUGCCGGUUCAGGAUUCGUACGCUUUGAUGCGUCUUCGGACUCAUCGCCGAUUGCAUGGGUCAUUGAGAACUUGAAUUUGCAACAUGCUCUCCAAAAGGCUAUAGCAGAGCUAGGACCUGAGCGUGUGAGAGUCUUCAGCCCUGCGUCGGUGCAGUCAAUAAGGAAGGGCACAGGUAUUGACUCUUGGCCACAAGUCUGUAUCAGGGACGGACCAGUUUUGACCACCCGCUUGCUGAUCGGAGCUGAUGGUACUCGAUCCAGCGUGCGUCAAUUUGCCAAUAUUGACACAAUCGCCAUCGACUAUGAUCAACGUGGUAUCGUAGCAACCCUCAGAGUCGAUGCAGUUGAAAACACAAGUGCUUGGCAAAGAUUCUUACCAACUGGUCCCGUUGCAUUGCUUCCACUCGAUGAAUAUCAUUGCUCACUGGUUUGGUCAAUAAGCACAGAUUUGGCGAAAAGGAUUUCACUGUUGCCAGACGAAGCCUUUGUUGCAUUGCUGAAUACGGCACUGCUGAACCCGCCUCAAGACGUUCAGUUUUUAUGCUCUCAAAUCUCAGCUGAAGGAACGACCAAUGUAGAUUUCAGCCAUGAGUCUGCAUGGGGACGAAAACGAGUGCCGCAUAUUGGUCCUGUGCCACCACUUGUGGUGAAUGUACUUGACAAAUCCCGAGCUGCCUUUCCUUUGCGAUUAUCGCAUGCUAGUAGAUACGUAGCUCCUAGGAUUGCUCUCAUUGGUGACGCUGCACAUACAAUACAUCCACUUGCAGGGCAAGGCUUGAAUCUCGGCCUCGCUGAUGUAGAGGUGCUUUCAAACGUGCUACAAAAUGGGGUUGAAUCUGGACAGGACAUUGGCAGUGUCAUUCUACUCGAGGAGUAUGCCAAGCAAAGAUAUACCUCAAAUGUGAUGAUGCAGACUGGUGUACAUGCAAUUCAAAGGCUGUUUGGUACAGAUUCGAUAGUUAUCGGGGGUUUGCGUUCGUUCGGAUUGAAUGUGGUGAAUUCGUUUGGAUCACUGAAGAAUCUACUCAUGAAGUUAGCUGGCGCGUAA